Molecule: messenger RNA, 2079 nt
Organism: Penicillium antarcticum
Lineage: Eukaryota; Fungi; Ascomycota; Eurotiomycetes; Eurotiales; Aspergillaceae
Product: Zn(II)2Cys6 transcription factor
Exons: 4
Biological process (GO): positive regulation of transcription by RNA polymerase II
Cellular component (GO): nucleus
Molecular function (GO): zinc ion binding; DNA-binding transcription factor activity, RNA polymerase II-specific; transcription cis-regulatory region binding
Source: RefSeq, a predicted model, not a curated record
ACAUGUACCCUUGAACUUUUGAUUUCUGAGGGGGGUUCGGGCCUCGUUAUAUAUACCAUGACGCAGUCAUAUCAGUCCCAGACCCUAUCGGGUUUCCUCGAUUCAAUGCAGCCAGACACUGCCUCGGCGUAUUCCUUAUUUGGCCCGACCUCAUAUCCUGAGAGCGUGGCAUUCUGGCACAAUCCUUCCGCCCCGACGAUGGCUGUGGCCCCUUCGGACACUUCCCAGAAAGCAUCCCUGCUCAACCCACUCGACCAGAAGAAACACAAGCGCACUCGAAGCGGCUGCUUCACCUGUCGCGCACGCCGGAUCAAAUGCGACGAGAGCCGUCCGCUAUGUGAAAGGUGUAGAAAAGGCUCGCGCGAGUGUGUGUAUCCGUCACCGACUUCGUCAUCCAAGGGUAGCGUGCGGGCUACAGGCAAGUCGCGCGCAGGUCGCCCGCCAUCGCAAGGGAGCGACUCGUCUGAAAAGUACGACAUUGAGGCUAUAAGCCCCCUAGACCCCAUCAUCGACGAGGAGGAGCCGGACAGUGCUAUAUCCGAAUCGCGACCGUCACCACCCGCAACCAUCAGGCCGGACUUGCAUAAGAGUCAAAGCUCGCAGUCUCUCCGGAAGCGCAGUAUCAAGCACACGGACGCACCCUCGUCCAUCAAAGAACAGAGUAGUUCGCCGUCAACUGAGUCAUCGCGCUUUGAGUCGAUGAGCGUGCGCUCGGGUAGCAUUGGACAUUCCACAGUUGAAAUGAUCAGCAAUGCGCGCCUUCCAGACGAUCUGCGAUUUUAUCUAAAUUUCCACUCGGAGUUCUUGACUACGCCUCAUUUCUUCUUAAGGCAGAGCUGCUCCCGCUUCAUUCAGCACAAUCUUAUUGAACUCGCGUUGCAGUAUGAGCCUCUUCUCUACGCCCUGGUGGGCUUCUCGGCCUACCAUCAUACCUUGCAGAGCCCUGGGGGGAAGCUUGCUACAUUUCUAAAAUAUUAUAAUAAAGCCUUGACUCUACUUCGGAAAUCACUGGGCUCAGGAGAGGGUCACAGUGAGGCGACACUUUGCACUGUUCUUGUCCUGACGACCUUCGAGGAGUACAUCGGCGAUUGGAUGAACUUGAUUGAUCACCAUCGAGCAGCACAUGCAUUGAUGCUAGAAUUAUUGACACCGGAGUCUGCCAACGUGAAUGAGCUCCAUACAAACAUCUUCUUAUGGUAUGCCCGCUUCGACGUGGUCGUUGGGAUCCUAGCCGGCACCGAAACAGUCCUCAGUCGAGAUUGGUAUCUUCUAAAGGAGCAGUAUGACGCCGACCAAGCCGCCAUCUACCCCGAUGACCCAUCGAAACAACUUGCCCUCGUGGCAUCGAUAAACAGACGCUUCGGUCUUGACAUGGCCUCACUGUACGCCAAACUGUCCCGCGGUAUGAUCUCGAUGGAGCAGUUCGCCGUGCAAAACGACCAGCUGGGCCUGAUGAUAGAGCACGCUAAAGCGAUCCUGCGAACAUUCGACGAUUAUGAAUACAAAGUGCAGGAGUUCCCGCACCAGCUUCCCCUGACCGAAGAUGAUGUUACGGAUCCAUACGUCCCGGGGGGUUGCACCGUGGCCCCUUAUGGGACUUCAACUAUGCCUGGAUUGACAUCCUAUCAACUGCCAGAUCUGCAGGAGUUGGCCGAAGAACAGUGCCGUUUGAUCGAGACGAUGGAUCGUUGGCCGCACAAGGAUAAUGGAUAUUGCAUCAUGUUCAAGAACAGUAUUGGAAUCGCUAGUAUGUUCCUUCCAAAGGAGCGCAAGUAUCAGAUGUGGUCGCGGCGGAAGAUGGCGUUGAUGGAGCAAAAUGGAUACAUCAUGGCCCCUCGAUUCCGAACCGCUCUCGCUGCCAUUUGGCAAACACCCGACCUCGAACAUUGGUGGCUUCCAAACGAGGAAGGAUACACAGAUAUUAUUCGCGAAAUUCGUGCUAUGACCGCCGAACGUUUGAGCCAGCCCAGGGAUGAGCUCCGCGAGAACGUUCGUGACAUGAAGUAUAUGUUCCGGGGGAUGAAUUUGGAUGGCCGUGAAGAUGACAGCCCUUCCAGUUCAAAGAGCGGUCACCCUUGA